Messenger RNA from Porites evermanni, 549 nucleotides. NCBI's taxonomy places the organism in Eukaryota, Metazoa, Cnidaria, Anthozoa, Scleractinia, Poritidae. The record is from the annotation of a GenBank genome assembly.
AUGGCCGACGCUUGGAUGUCAGAGCACGUAGGAGACACUAACUUUAUGGGAGUUGAUCGUGACAAUGUCUUGGAAAUAACCUUUGAUGAACUACGAUCAGUGGAAGAUCCAAGAAUUACCUUCCAAGUAGAGUUUUAUGGUGAGCAGGCUGAAGAUAUUGGAGGUCCAAGAAAAGAGUGGAUCAGGCUUUUCAACCAACAGAACAAGGCAAAAUAUUUUGACCAUGGACUUAAGGAACGCUUAGCAGAGGAUUACAAUUUUGUAGGGCAAAUGGCUGCAAUUGCCCUUUUACAGAAUGGGCAGGCGCCAAAGUAUUUUUCUGAAGAACUGUUGAAUGACAUUUUUGUUAGUGAUGAAUUAGCAAGUUCAAAGAGUGUUUUGAAGCUUCGUCAAGGACUAGAUACUCUUGGAAUUCACAUGUUUACCCAAAAGUUCCCAAUGUUCCUUUACCUGCUUAGACCACCCCAAAACAAUGCCAAAUUGACAGUUCCACUUAUCCUUCAUCUCCUUAAACCCACGUUCUCUGAGGAAGGCUCUAACAGUCUAUAG